Molecule: messenger RNA, 1557 nt
Organism: Cygnus olor (mute swan)
Lineage: Eukaryota; Metazoa; Chordata; Aves; Anseriformes; Anatidae
Gene: ATOH1
Product: atonal bHLH transcription factor 1
Exons: 1
Coding region: 24-968 (314 amino acids)
Molecular function (GO): protein dimerization activity
Source: RefSeq, a predicted model, not a curated record
GCUCGCGCUGAGGCGUUGUCGCCAUGAGCCUGCCGCGGGCCGCCGAGUGGGCCGAGGGCGGCCGGGAAGCGGCGGUGGCAGCGGAGCCGCUGCUGGGGCUGGGACCGGGUCUGGAGGCGCCCGGCUGCGGCUUCGCCCCCGGCUGGCUGGGCGUGUGCUGCGCCGCGCGCGUGGCCGCCUCGCCGCGCUGCCUGCGGGAGGAGGAGGAGGACGAGGCGGCGGCGGGGCGGCCGAGGGCGGCAGCGGCAGCAGGGCAGGAGGGGAGCAGCCCCGGCGGGGCGCGGGGGGCGGCGGGCGGCGGGCGGCCGCGGGGCGGUGGUGGCGGCGGUGCCGGUGUCCGUCCGCAGGUGAGCGGCGUGCAGAAGCAGCGGCGGCUGGCGGCCAACGCGCGGGAGCGGCGGCGGAUGCACGGGCUGAACCACGCCUUCGACCAGCUGCGCAAUGUCAUCCCCUCCUUCAACAACGACAAGAAGCUCUCCAAGUACGAGACGCUGCAGAUGGCGCAGAUCUACAUCAGCGCCCUGGCCGAGCUGCUGCACGGCCCCACAGCCGCCGCCACAGCCACCGCCACCGCCACCGAGCCGCCGCCGGGCAAGGCGGAGCCCCGCGGGGCCCCCUUCGAGCCGCCCUGCGCCGCGGACGGGGCCGCGCUGCCGGGGCCGCCGCCGUCCGGGCCGCCCCCCCACGGCCACGGGCACGGCCACGGGCACGGCAGGACUCGCUUCCCCCCGCCGCCGGCCGCGGGGGGCUUCCCGGUGCCGCUCGACCCGCUGCGUUUCCCGUCCUUCCCGGAGAGCGCCCUGCUGGGACCCAAAGCGCCGUCCCCAGCGCUCCUCGUGCCGCAGCCCGGCCACCACCAGCAGCACCAGCAGCAGCAGGAGAGGAGCAAGGCGUCGCCGCGCUCCCACCGGAGCGACGGGGAGUUCUCGCCCCGCUCGCACUACAGUGACUCGGACGAGGCCAGCUAGGGCGCUGCCGCCCGCCCCAGCACGGACUUGGCCGCCGGCGGCCCCGCGGGGCGCCCCGGGGAGGGCUCCUCUUGGGCGGCGCACCCGCCCCGUCCGCGUUUGUACUUUAAUUCCGAUGUCUAGCUACCGCCCGUAGAGCUCCCAGUGCCGAGAAGCCGCCGCCGGCCCCUCCCGCAACGCCCAGCCGCACGCACCGACCCCCAGCACUCCCCAUGCGGUCCCGUCCCGCAACGAGCGGGGGCAGGCGGCUUCUCCUGCCCGCCGUCGGGGGGAUCCCGGCGCAAGCACUUUAUCCUGCGGCUGCAAGGGGACAGCUCCCGGCCGCCAGCCGGGGAGCCGCGCUCCGGCCGGCCGCCGCGCCCCAACGCGCGCUCUGAGAAACGAAAACGGUUUUGUCGUGUCAAACUUCCAUGUCCCGUCUUAUUUUGCUUUUGUGGUAUUAGGAAACUUAUUUAUUACGGAGUGUUUGCUACUGUUUCUGCCCUUUUUUUUUUUUAACAGAACUUUUCUACGACGAGAAUCGUUUAUUUUAAUUUUAGCCCAGCCAGCUGCCAUUGUUUUAUGUAUUAUUAUUAUUUUUCGAGAUCAA